ACACGUGCCGCAGAACGUGUGGACUAUGUUUAGUUUUUUUUUCAAUUAAAUUCAAUUAGUUGGAAAGAUGAUUCGCAAAGUGCCUCUAAUUGUGAUACUUGGUUCGACUGGAACUGGCAAGACAAAGCUCUCUCUGGAACUGGCCGAGCGCUUUGGGGGCGAGAUAAUUAGCGCAGAUUCAAUGCAGGUCUACACAAACCUGGAUAUUGCCACGGCCAAAGCAACGAAGGAGGAGCAAGCACGUGCGAGGCAUCAUCUGUUGGAUGUGGCGACACCGGCUGAGCCUUUUACAGUAACCCAUUUUCGCAAUGCCGCCCUCCCGAUCAUCGAGCGGCUGCUGGCCAAAUCCACGCCGCCCAUUGUCGUGGGUGGCACCAAUUAUUACAUUGAGUCCCUGCUUUGGGACAUAUUGGUGAGCACGCAGGAUGGGGAUAGCAACAAGAGCCCGACGGCAGACCUGUUGGCAGAUGACGCGAUGUCCUCGCUGACAACGGCCGCACUGCAUCAGCAUCUGGCCAGCAUCGAUGCCAGUAGCGCCAAUCGCAUCCACCCCAACAACAGACGCAAAAUUCUGCGCGCCAUUGAAGUGUACCAGGGCACCGGACAAACCCUGACGGAAAAGCUAGCGGAGCAGCGCCAGCGGCCAGGAGGAAACCGUCUGGGCGGCCCCCUACGCUAUCCCCACACAAUCCUUCUGUGGCUCCGAUGCAAACAGGACGUACUUAAUGAACGGCUCGAUGGCCGGGUGGAUGGAAUGCUGGAGCAAGGACUGCUCAGGGAGCUGCGCCGGUUUCACGAUACGUACAAGGGCGUCACUGUGCAGGCCUAUACCUCGGGGGUGCUGCAAACUAUUGGCUACAAGGAGUUUGUGCCGUAUCUAAUCAAGCACAACGAGCAGCAGGAUGAAAAGAUUGAAGAGUAUCUAAAGUCGCAUGGCUACAGAUUGCCCAGCAAAGAAGAUCCCAAGGAGGACGAUCUGCCCGAUGGCAUCGAUCUACUGCGUACCUGCUGCGAUGAGCUCAAGUUGGUCACGCGCCGCUAUUCGAAGAAGCAAAUCAAGUGGAUCAACAAUCGAUUUCUAGGCAGCAAGGACCGCCAGGUGCCCGAUCUCUACGAGCUGGACACCAGCGAUGUCAGCGCCUGGCAAGAGAGGGUCUAUCAACGAGCCGAGUCCAUAGUCGACAGCUAUCGCAGUGACCAACUUUGCGAGAUUGAGCCAAUGGGCAAGCGUGUGCAUCCCGGGGCCGAUCUCAACGAGGAGACGAGCAACUUUUGUGCCACCUGCGAGCGGCACUUUGUCGGCGAGUAUCAGUGGGGGCUGCAUUUGAAGUCCAACAAGCACAAGCGUAGGCGGGAGGCAAAGCGCAGAAAGGAGAAGGAGCAGGAGCAGGAAAGGGAGAGGGAGAGGGAGCAGUCGAAGGCUGAUAAGGAAUUGUAAACGAAACCCGACCCCGGAGACACGGCAUGGCAAUAAAGGCGUCUACGUGAAUUUGAGAGAUA
Molecule: messenger RNA, 1500 nt
Organism: Drosophila persimilis
Lineage: Eukaryota; Metazoa; Arthropoda; Insecta; Diptera; Drosophilidae
Product: tRNA dimethylallyltransferase
Exons: 1
Coding region: 68-1438 (456 amino acids)
Biological process (GO): tRNA modification
Cellular component (GO): mitochondrion
Molecular function (GO): tRNA dimethylallyltransferase activity
Source: RefSeq, a predicted model, not a curated record